CUUCUUCAUCACUCACACAUUUCCAAAGAUGGGUUUCCUGAGUGAAUUGGUCCAUGAGUUCAAGGGGAAGUCAGGACAGUCAAGUCAGCAACAAGGCGGCCCGCCAAUGGCAGGCGCUUCACAGGGCCCACCUCCAGUGUCACCGCCAUGGUAUGCUGAGUGGGACGGUCGCGAGAACCGCUGGCUAUUCGUCAACCAGCAAAACGGCGAGCGCACCUUCAACUACCCUGGGCCAGGCUAUGCACAGCAGCAAGGCAGCUAUGGCGGCCCCCAAGGUGGUUACGGAUACGGCCAGGGCGGAUACAGCAACCAGGGCGCCUACAACCAAGGCGCCUACAAUCCAACCAACAACUACCAGCAGCAAGAAGAACAGAAGAAGCAGGGUGGCAAUGGAUGGAAGUACGCAGCUGCUGGUGUGGCCGGUGUUGCUGGCGGUGCGCUACUAAUGCACGAGGGUGAAAACAUCAAGGAUGACUUCGAGCGCGACAAGUACCAAAUGGAAAACCGCGUCGACGAAUUCGGCAACGACAUCUCCAACUUGCCCGAAAACGCCGCCAACUGGACCGGCGAGCAGGUCGGGCGCGUCGAGAACUUCGACGACCGCGUCGAAAACGGCUUCGACAAUGCCGUCAACGACGUCGAAGACUUCCCAGAGAACGCCGCGCGAUGGACCGGCGAGAAGGUGCAGGAGGUCGAGGACAUUCCGCAGGACAUUGAGAACAAGUGGGACGAUGCGGAGAACGACGUCGCGGCUUUUGGCGGGCGCAUGGAUCAGGCAUACGACGAUGGCAGAGAUGAGCAGAGGUACGACGACGACAGGAAUGAUGACUGGUGA
Parastagonospora nodorum SN15 is the source of this 835-nucleotide messenger RNA. RefSeq lists its product as hypothetical. The record is from RefSeq and is a predicted model, not a curated record. The transcript has 2 exons. Bases 29 to 835 code for a protein of 268 amino acids. Lineage: Eukaryota; Fungi; Ascomycota; Dothideomycetes; Pleosporales; Phaeosphaeriaceae.